Rhipicephalus microplus (southern cattle tick) is the source of this 1236-nucleotide messenger RNA. RefSeq names its product nuclear pore complex protein Nup37 (gene Nup37). Gene Ontology annotation, molecular function: protein binding. The record is from RefSeq and is a predicted model, not a curated record. Gene Ontology annotation, cellular component: nuclear pore outer ring. NCBI's taxonomy places the organism in Eukaryota, Metazoa, Arthropoda, Arachnida, Ixodida, Ixodidae.
AAACUCUGUGCACAAAGUGGCAGCAUUGACGUGGUAAACAUCAAUCAACGCAUGCCGGUUUUUCGCAAGUGCGUUAAGUCAAGCUUGUAGAACUUUAGCGUAUUUCUAGCCAGUUUUAAAACAUGAAGAUCACUGCCGCCGAGCUUGUUACCAACACCGUCGACCUCGAUCCAAAUCGGAACCUUUCAGUAAAAGGAACCACAAGGGUUGUCAAGUUUUGCCACUGCAAGUGGAACUCUUCUCUGCUGGCUGUCGGUACCGCGUCGUCCGUGACUGUUUUCGACGUCAAGCUGCCGCCUAAAGAGAGUGAGCUGAAACAAGUGGAAGUGAAAAAGCUGCGCGAGUUCAGACACGAUGCCCCCCUCCAAGACAUUUCCUGGAGCCCCAACAUGUCUCUCGUGUUGGAUCCGGUCUGGAUCAGGUUCGCAACGGCGAGCUUGGACAACGAGGUGCGGAUCUUCUUCUCCAACCUGCAAACAGAUGAUGUUCAGGUUCUGUCCGGCCAUCGAGGUGCUGUGAAUGCGGUGGCCUUUGAGCCGCAGUCGGGCGAGGCGCUGGCCAGUGUCGGAGACGACAACAGCUGCCGUAUCUGGGGUCUGGACGGCACACAGCAGGCACGCAUCGCCCUGCGGUCAGCUGGCACCGCGGUUGUCUGGCAUCACCAAGAGCUGGGAAAGCUCCUAGUGGCCGAGAAGCGUGGCACUCUGCGGCUCUACAACGCAAUGACGGGGCAGCCUCUCAUGUCCGUGGAUUCCGGACAACCGGGUAUCCUCCUGGCGGCCGACUGGAGCAUUGGCAACACCCAGCUCUUAAUUGCCGGCAUCGGCAACCACUGCUACGUGUGGGAGACGUCUCGAUCAAGCCUUCCCAUAGAUCGCAAGCCGUUCCAUAGCAGUGGCGUGACCGAGCUGGCCUUCUCGGCUCUCCACGACGAGGUGUGCGCCAGUCGGGGACAACCAGGCAAUUCAGUGAAGGUGUUCAAUUUCAAGACGAGCCAGGUACUUCUAGACGUGUCACUCAAGGUCGGGCGUGGCCUUUCAUGGUACUUGGGAGAACCUGUGCUGGCUUUUGGCGGUGACGGCAGGGUGCACCUUUUCCAGGUCCUCUCUUCCUAGGAGGCUUUUCCCAUUCUUCACCAGGGGUCUUCAGCACAACUCUCUCUUCUUCAUCUUGUACAUAAUAAUUGCAAUUGUUCUGUGGUUAAUUUUAUUAAAAAAAACAUGUCGUCUUUCUUGA